AUGGAGAAGACAGUCAGUUACAUCGGCAGCUACCUCAAGAUGCAUUCUUCAUACAUUUGCUCUGUGGUUCUGGUCGCGAUCUGCUUUCUAAGGGCCAACGUCAACGGCGACUGCUGCACAUCGUUCUUGGACCUGACCUACAAGGUUAAGGACGCCUCCUGCGGUGCCGUUGGAGGUCAUGGUUCCUCAGACAGGUGCUCCAUUACCAUCUGCGCCAACGGUGCCGGAUUGGUAGGAACCUGGUGCGGCCAAGGGCCCUGUAAUCCCUUUGGAUGCAACUGCGAUGGUGGUUGCUUGAAGGGCGAUUGGUCAAAGACCUUUCUGGAGAGGAACAAGAAGCACACCAUCGAGAUAUUGGAGGAAAAGUGGAGAACCGUGGAUCUUGGUACGGUGGUUAAGGGACUUCCAAUACCAGCUUUUAACUUUAAUAUUGGCUAA
Messenger RNA from Drosophila kikkawai, 438 nucleotides. Its product is annotated as protein Diedel-like. Lineage: Eukaryota; Metazoa; Arthropoda; Insecta; Diptera; Drosophilidae. The record is from RefSeq and is a predicted model, not a curated record.